Molecule: messenger RNA, 1746 nt
Organism: Lutzomyia longipalpis
Lineage: Eukaryota; Metazoa; Arthropoda; Insecta; Diptera; Psychodidae
Exons: 7
Coding region: 692-1645 (317 amino acids)
Source: RefSeq, a predicted model, not a curated record
CGUAAAGUUGUGUUACGUACCACUCUUGUUUGUGUGUAAGGUGAACGCGGGAAUUUCGUCGGAAGUUCGCUGUGGUGUACGAUGGUUGGGCUAAAUUAAACAUUGACAAAUAUUUGAAUGACUGCGUGUGAAAUUGACAUGAAAAAGAAUUUCGAUAAAUAUUUAAGUUUCGCCUUUUCGCACACCAAAGAAAGUUUACUGCGCGCAAAAUUGGCGGGAAAAUUUAUGUGAGUCUCGACGAAUGAGUGAAAAAAGCCCCCAAGAAGUUUAUUCAAAUUCAACUUUAGCCCUGUGUCGGCGGUAAAGUGUGGUUUUUCCCCACUCACGGGAUCAUCAAAAAGACGACAAGGCGGAUGCCGGAGAAAUUUCUAAUUGAAUUGCGUAUUUAGAGGGCGUCUGCCAAAAUGGACUUUUCGAGUGAUGAUCUUCUGGCUGGUGAACCGAGGGGGAAAAACAGUGGAUACAGUGAAAAUAUUUUAUGAAGUUUUCCAAAACAUAAUUCCUGACAUUAAAAUUAAUUUAUUAUUCACAACGGACAAACAGUGAAAAUCUCUCGGGUCCCUUGUGCCACUAUGAGGGAGUGAAGAACUCGGAAAAUAGGUGUAACGUUUUCCCAUUUAUAAGAGUUCGCAGAAGAGGAAAUACGCCAUUGGUGGAAAUAUUAAAAAUUUAAAGACCGGCUGGAGCUAAAAUGAAUUUAAUUUUUGUCAUUCUCAGCUUAUGUGGAUACUACUUUCAAGUGAUUGAAACACUAAAGCUUGUGAAGGUCACAAUUCCCAGUUACAAGCUUCGUGGGGAGAAUGUGGUUCUUGAGUGUCAAUUUGAGCUGCAGGAGGUGACAAGACGACAUCCUAGCCAUCACUUUCACGACUACGAUGAUGAAAAUGCGGACGAUGGGGGCAGAGAGACGCUCUAUUCAGUAAAAUGGUACAAAGACAACGAGGAGUUCUAUCGAUUUGUCCCGCGGGCGAAUCCUCCACAGCAUAGUUACAAAGUUGAUGGCAUCAGAGUUGCUCAUGAGCACUCGAACAGCAGCCGUGUCUCGCUUCGCAACGUGAAUAUCAAAUCUUCCGGGCUGUACAGAUGCGAGGUGAGCGGAGAGGCACCCAACUUCUCAUCUGUUCAGGGGGAAGGAUACAUGGAAAUUGUGUACUUACCUAGAGAUGGACCUCACAUAUCAGGCGAUGACAGACCCUACGAGAUUGGUGAAUACCUCAAUUUUACAUGUACCUCUGGAAAGUCCCAUCCGGCCUCUGUUCUGCAAUGGUACAUCAAUGAUGAGCCCGUGGUGAACCCAGACUCAUUGAUUCAUUAUCCACCACAGCAUCACGUACAUGGGCUCAUCACGAGUCGCCUGGGGCUCAAUUUGCAACUCGAGGGACGCCACUUCCGGCAUACGGGUGCCCUUGUACUUCGAUGUGUCGCCAACAUUCUACCCCACGCAGCUCUUGAUACAGAAAUAGAUCUCGAAAGUGUCGUGCAGCGUUGGCAACCCCUCAUGGAGAAUCGGGAAGCUCUCUUUCUCGUUCGAAGUUCUUCAGAAAACCAUGUGGUGAAUGUCGCAAUUCUCGGAUUAAUAUUCUUGCGUCAAGUAUUCACCCUUUUCAUUCAUUUAAAAGAAAUGUUGCUGCAACAUCGCAUAUAAGCAUAUUAAAAGUGAUGCAGCCCAGAUGGAGGAGAGCUCAUAAUCGUGUAAAAUAUUACAUUGUACGAAAUAGAUAAUAAAUUAUAAAAUUUCUCUAAUUA